UUUCUGUGGCAGCCCGGCACAACGAUAGAGGCUUUUCUUCUGACUUGACACCCUACACCAUAUACUGUCCCUUUGGGACACCUUUGAAUCCCCACCCCUGAAACUGGGGAGAACCACCUGUUUCUAAAGGACAAGACUAUAUAGUAGGGAACAGAGGGAGGCGAGGCGGUUGUGGUGGUGAAAGAGUGGACCAAGAGGUGGAUACCUUCGAUGGGUUACCAGCGGCUGGACGUACUUACGGAGGAAUGUUUGGAUUUCAGGAAAGUAUACCAGCACACCCCAAAUGAAACACAGAUGAAUGGUGGAUCGAGAGAGAGAGAGAGAGAGAAAGCGCACUAGAGAGAAGAAAAAAGCAAAAGAAGAAGAGAGGACUGACAGAAUAAGUAGAGUGAGGGAGGCAAAGAAAGGUGAACAGAGCUGCGAGUGUGUCGUGAGAGAGAGGAUCUGCUGGGAGUACAGACUAGAGCACCACCAGGGAGUGAAUUACUACUGUUACUCCUGUUCAGUCCCACCUGGAACAACCAGAACAGCUGCACCAGAGUCAAAGGAGGAAAAAGGGACGUGAUUAAGCCUCUUUGCAGUAGCAUGGAAAAACUGUUGGGCAAGUUGCUACAUUUCUAAACACGUGGGGUCUGCAAAGAGAGACAGUGUGUACACUGGAAGUAUCGCUGAGAUGAUGUCAAUGAGACAAAGCCAGCAUUGCCACUCCCUCCCCGAUAACUCUGAAGAAACCAAUGGGAGCCAUGCAGACCCUGGACCAGAACCAGAGCCUGAGGAGCUGGAUUGGGAUGGCUAUAGCACCACACUGGAGCACAGAUUAGCUGCUGAGCAGGAGAGCACCCAGGUAUCCGAACAGCGCUGUGCACAACUUGAGAAGGCCCGGCGUGAGCUGGAGCGGCAGCUGUCCGGACUCUCAGACCGUCUGGAGGAAGAGGAGACCUGCUCAGCUCAGCUGGUCCUCCACAAGGACAGACUGGAGUCUGAGUGCAGCAUCCUGAGACGAGACCUGGAGGAUCUGGAGAACGCUCUGACUGUGGCUGACCAGGAUAAACAGUUGUCAAACGGUGAGUUGAGGAGGCUGUCGGAGCAGCUUUUUCAGAGGGAAGAGGCUCUGCAGAAGCUGCAGAGCGAGAAAGAACAUCUGGUGGAGCUCAGCCAGCAGGCCAUCGAGGACCUGCAGAGCGAAGAGGAGAAAGUGAAUCUGCUGACCAAAGAGAAAACCAAGCUGCAGAUGCAAGCUGAAGAUUUGGAGUUUCAGCUGGAGCAGGAGCGCCGUCAGCGUGGUGAGCUGGAGAAGAGCAGGAGGAAGCUGGAGGGCGACAGCAGAUCUACUCAGGAGAGUCUGGGAGAGAUGGCAAAGAUGAGGAGUGGUCUGGAAGAGCUGAUCAAAAGGAAGGAUCUGGAGAUUAGCACUACCAGCUCCAAGCUAGAAGCAGAGGAGGCCCUCAGCUUCGGACUGCAGAGGAAAACCAAGGAGCUACAGGCUCGCAUUGAGGAGCUGGAGGAGGAGCUGGAAGCGGAGCGGGCCAUGAGAGCCAAGGUGGAGAAGCAGAGGGCAGAUCUCACCAGAGAACUGGAUGAUCUUACUGACCGACUGGAGGAAGCAGGAGGGGUCACUGCCUCACAGAUGGAGGUUAAUAAGAAGCGAGAAGCAGAGCUCCAACGCCUGAGACGAGACCUGGAGCAAUCUUCUGUCCAGUCCGAAGCUCUGGCUACAUCUCUGAGGAAGCGGCACAGCGAUGCUAUGGCAGAGCUAAGCGAACAGUGCGAGACUCUGCAGCGGACCAGAGCCAAACUGGAGAAGGAGAAGCAGAACCUGAGGAUGGAAGUGGACGAGCUGACCACUUCACUGGACAGUCUGCAGAAAACCAAGACAUCUUCAGACAGCCAGAUGAAGAAGAUGGAGGAGCAGCUGUUUGAGGCCAACAGGAGAGGAGACGAGUUGCAGAGGACACUUACUGAGCUCAGUGUAGCUAAGAACAGACUCACAGCUGACAAUGCCGACGUCAGUCAACAGAUAGAGGAGGCAGAGAGCAGGGUGAGCCAGCUGUCCCGCUCCAAGACUCUGCUCCAGUCCCAAAUGGAGGAGCUGAAGAAACAUCUGGACGAGGAGGUCAAGUCUAAGCAGGCGCUCAGCAGCACUCUGAGCUCAGUGCGACAGGAGUGUGAGGUGCUGAGGGAGCAGCUGGAGGAGGAGCAGGAGAGCAAGCAAGAGAUGCAGCGCCUCGUCUCCAAACUCAACAGCGAGGUGACGCACUGGAGGACUAAACACGAGGCCGACGCUCUCCAGCACGCAGAUGAGCUGGAGGAGACCAAGAAGAAGCUGGCAACCAGGCUCCAGGAGGCCGAAGAGGCAGUGGAAGCCACCCAGGCAAAAUGUUCGUCUCUGGAGAAAACCAAACAACGGCUUCAAGGGGAGGUGGAGGAGCUCUGCAUGGACCUGGAAAAGGCCAGCAGCUGCGGUCAAGCUCUGGAUAAGAAGCAGCGGGUCCUGGAGAAGCAGCUCGGAGACUGGAAACAGAAGUGCGAGGAGCUGGUGGCUGAGGUGGAGGGCUGCCAGAAGGAGAGCAGGCAGCAUGCUGGCGAGCUCUUUAAACUCAAGACAGCUCAUGAAGAGUCUCUGGAGCAGAUGGAGGCUCUGCGCAGGGAGAACAAGGCCUAUCAGGAGGAGAUAGCUGACCUAACAGACCAGCUGUCAGAUGGCGGUAAGAGUGUCCAUGAGCUCCAGAAAGCUAAAAAGAAGAUUGAGAUGGAGAAAGAAGAGCUACAGGCCUCACUGGAGGAAUCUGAGGCAGCUUUGGAGGCUGAGGAGACCAAGGUUCUGAGGCUGCAGCUGGAGUUGUCCCAGGCUAAAGGCGACUUGGAGCGGAGACUCCAGGAGAAGGAAGAAGAGAUUGAAGCUGCUAGAAAAAGUCACCAGAGGGCGCUAGAGUCCUUGCAGGCCAGUCUGGACGUGGAGGUGAAAGGCAGGGCAGAGGGACUGAAGCUGAAGAAGAAACUGGAGGCCGACAUCAACGAGCUGGAGCUGCAGGUGGACCUGCUUACCAAGAAUAACGCGGAGCUCAGCAAGAACAGCAAGAAGAUGCAGCAGCAGAUCAAGGAGUUGCAGACUCAGCUGGAGGAGGAGUUGAGGAAUCAGGAGGAGCGCAGGGAGGAGCAGGCGGCCAUGGAAAGACGCUGUGCUCUCUUGGUCGGUGAGGGUGAAGAGACCCGAGCAGCCCUGGACAACGCAGAGAGGGCCCGGAAGGCUCUGGAGACAGAGCUGCAGGAGGCCAGCGAGAAAUACAGCGACCUCAGCAACCAGUUCCAGACGGCUCUGAGCGGAAGGAGGAAGCUGGAGGUGGAUCUCCAGACUCUGCAGCAGGAGCACGAGGAGCUGCAGGCAGAGCUGAGAGGAAGCUCGGACAAGAUCAAGAAGGCCAGCUGUGAGUUGGCUCGAGUUGGGGAGGAGCUGCGUUUGGAACAGGAGCACACGCUCCACCUGGAGAGAGUGAAGAAGGGUCUGGAGGCCCAGAUCAAGGACAUGAGCAGCAGGCUGGACGAGGCCGAGCAGAUGGCUCUCAAAGGAGGAAAGAAGAUCAUUCAGAAGCUAGAGGGGAAGGUGAAGGAGCUGGAGCUGGAGCUGGACUCGGAGCAGAAGCGGCACGCUGAGACGGUGAAGACGCUGCGGAAAAACGAGCGGCGCCUGAAGGAGCUACUGUUCCAGUCCGAGGAGGACCAGAAGAACCAGCACAGGAUGCAGGAGCUGGUGGAGAGGCUGCAGAACAAGAUGAAGGCCUACAAGAGACAAGUGGAGGAGGCUGAGGAACAGGCCAACAUGAACCUGGCCAAGUACAGGAAGACGGUCCAUGAGCUGGAUGACGCGGAGGAGAGGGCUGAUAUUGCUGAGUCGGCGCUCACUAAGAUCAGGACCAAGAACAGAGGCAGCUUUGGCAAAGGAUACUCCUCUGGUUACAGCACUCCCUACCCAGGCCUGGUCCGGUCACCUAGCUCCGCGGGCUCAGAGGGCAGAGGAGAGAAGAUCCUCAACGAUGACAACGAGUCCGUCAGCUCCCUCAUCCCGGCAUAUCUCAACUCCCUCAAGAAGCUCAUGAUCGAAUAGGAAGACGGCCGCGGCAUCAGCUGAUCGGAGAACAGCGGCCGUGGUGCCCUCUGAAUAAGUGAAGCGUGGUGCAGUAUGAAGUUUGAAACAUCAUAAAGGCUCAGCGGUGUACUUUCACAGCGCAUUCAGGUCGGUCGUGUGCGCCACCUGUUUGUGAAUGCUGUACAUUCCAGAUGAAUUUCCUACAAUCCUUCCUUCCUUUGUGCGUAAGAUCACAGCUUUUUGAAAUCAUUCCAGCUUUAUACCACACACUUUUAUAUCCAUUCUUACUGUAACGUUUGUAUAUAAAAACAGACUGAAUAUGGAAAAAUAUACAUGUUUGAAAUUCACACUUAAAUGACAGCUUAUUAAUAUAUGAUAAUGAUAGUGAGUCAUUUAUUAGGCCAUGAGUUAAUUAGGACAUCAUGAGGCAUAGAAUUUUUUCCACCAUAAAUGCAAAUGUUUGUUACAUGGAGAUCCAUUAGAGAUCCAUAUAGUGCCAUGUCUGUGAUGAUUGUGUCAUUACUUGGCUAAAAUACAUAACAGACUACAAUAGUUCAGCAUAUUGUGUGCAGAAGAGCCCUUGAACUGUUAGUCAACAUCAUGUAGACGUCAAGGAAGCUAUGGAGGGAAAUUGUGCCUUAGUCAGGAUGUCAAGGGACGAAACAAUAACAAAUAUACAAUAAUAUAUUUAAAAAAAAUACACUAUGAAUAUUUCACACAACUUUAUAUACUUUAAUCUACCUGUUACGUACCUGCUUUAUUUUCUACCUGCAACCAAAAACUGAAAACGCAUUGUUAUACAACCGACUUAUCUAGAAACAAAUGAGCUCAAACUUGACGUGCUGCGCAUUUUAUGAUGUCAACUAAUGGCUUAUAAAUGACUUCACUCAACAUUGUUAUGAAAAGUUACUAUGGUGCCAUCAGUGGUUAUUUUAGGUCAAUGACAAGAAGUGCAUUGUCAAUAUAUUUUACCUAAGCUAAGUGUUUCUGAACUUUUAACCCCCCUUUAUUAUCAGUGCCUAAAUCUGUAACAAGAAUUCACCAGAUCAUUUACUGCUGAAUGUGAACAUGUUUCUUUUUUUUUAAUGAAAUAAAAUCCUUUUUUUUGA
Molecule: messenger RNA, 5193 nt
Organism: Mugil cephalus (flathead mullet)
Lineage: Eukaryota; Metazoa; Chordata; Actinopteri; Mugiliformes; Mugilidae
Product: myosin-16
Exons: 23
Coding region: 674-4102 (1142 amino acids)
Cellular component (GO): myosin complex
Source: RefSeq, a predicted model, not a curated record